Molecule: messenger RNA, 1693 nt
Organism: Cuscuta campestris
Lineage: Eukaryota; Viridiplantae; Streptophyta; Magnoliopsida; Solanales; Convolvulaceae
Source: the annotation of a GenBank genome assembly
AUAUCCCAAUGUGAGCACAAUUAGGCACCUAUUUAUAUACACGAACACAGGUACAUAUAUAUUGCAUAUACACAGCUUUUUGCUCUAUAGAGAGGAUAGAGAUGGAGAAGGCAAUUGAAAGACAAAGGGUUCUGCUCCAACACCUACGCCCUUCUCACUCUGUUUCUUCCCUCGAAGGCGUCGAUUCAUCUAUCUCGGCAUCUGUAUGUGUUGCUGGGGACAGUGCUGCAUAUGCAAGGACUUGUGUUUAUGGAGAUGAUAUAGUCAUCGUUGCUGCAUAUAGGACACCUAUUUGCAAAUCUAAGAAGGGUGGCUUCAAAGAUACUUACCCUGAUGAUUUACUAGCCUCUGUGUUGAGGGGGCUGAUUGAAAAGACUAAUUUGAACCCUAGUGAAGUUGGGGAUAUAGUUGUGGGUACUGUCUUGGCACCAGGCUCCAUAAGAGCAAGUGAGUGCAGGAUGGCUGCGUUUUAUGCGGGAUUUCCUGAAACUGUUCCGAUUAGAACUGUGAACAGGCAAUGUUCUUCUGGUCUUCAAGCAGUUGCGGAUGUUGCUGCAGCCAUUAAAGCUGGAUUUUAUGACAUUGGAAUUGGGGCUGGCUUGGAGUCGAUGACUAUAAACACCAUGUCAUGGGAUGCAUCUAUCAAUCCUCGAGUUAAGAUUUUUCAACAAGCUCAAAAUUGUCUUCUUCCCAUGGGUGUUACUUCUGAAAAUGUUGCGCAUCGCUUUGGUGUGACAAGGUCAGAGCAAGAUCAGGCCGCGGUUGAGUCGCAUAAGAAGGCUGCCGCUGCGACCGCUUCUGGAAAGUUUAAAGAUGAAAUAAUACCAGUGACUACAAAGAUUGUCGACCCAAAAACUGGAGAUGAGACUGCUGUUACGAUCUCUGUUGAUGAUGGGUUUCGGCCAAAUGCCAAUAUCAACGACCUUGCGAAGUUGAAACCAGUGUUCAAGAAAGAUGGGACUACCACUGCUGGAAACUCUAGUCAAGUUAGUGAUGGGGCUGGUGCUGUACUGCUCAUGAAAAGAAGUCUUGCAAUUCAGAAAGGACUUCCAGUCCUUGGUGUAUUCAGGACCUUUUCUGCUGUUGGUGUGGAUCCUGCUAUAAUGGGUAUCGGUCCAGCGGUUGCAAUUCCAGCUGCAGUCAAAUCUGCUGGACUUGAACUUGAUGAUAUUGAUCUCUUCGAGAUCAAUGAAGCAUUUGCAUCACAGUAUGUAUACUGCCAAAGGAAGCUGGGGCUUGAUCCAGAGAAGAUCAACGUGAAUGGAGGUGCCUUGGCGAUUGGUCAUCCUCUGGGUGCUACAGGAGCUCGAUGUGUUGCAACUUUGUUGCAUGAGAUGAAGCGCCGUGGUAAAGAUUGCCGCUAUGGUGUAGUUUCCAUGUGCAUAGGCACUGGCAUGGGCGCAGCUGCAGUCUUUGAGAGAGGUGAUGCUUGUGAUGAGCUCACUAAUGCGCGGAAAGUCAAAACCAAUAGUCUCUUGUCCAAGGAUGCCCGGUAGAACUAACUUCCUGGUAUUUUGAAAGAAUGAAUAGUUAUUUCAUGAGAUAUGAAAGAACAUCAAAAUGAAUAUGUAAAAUUUUCCAUUUCCAUUUCAGCUCUAUACGGUCAUCGUUGUUGUAUGCUGAUUAAUAACAAUAUGUUCUUAUAAUAAGUGUUAUUAUUACUGAUAUUGCUAAAUAAAGAUCCACAUUUAUG